Staurois parvus is the source of this 314-nucleotide messenger RNA. The record is from the annotation of a GenBank genome assembly. NCBI's taxonomy places the organism in Eukaryota, Metazoa, Chordata, Amphibia, Anura, Ranidae.
AUCUAUAUCAGGGGCGGACUGACAACUCAUGGGGCCCCCGGGCAAUAGGGGAUCAUGGGGCCCCGUGUCCUUGCCCACACUCAAAGCACACCCAAAAAAGCCUAUAAAAAAAGGUACCAGGGGCAUUUCAUGGGGACCCCUACUGACCCCGGGCCCUCGGGCAGUGCCCGAGUGCUCGAAUGGUCAGUCCACCCCUGAUAUAUACUUUUGUGCAUGAGCACGGAGGGAUGGGGAUGCUUUAAAAAAAACUUUUUCCCUAUUUGUUUUAUUUUUAUUUUUUACACUGUCCCUUUAUUUUAUUUUAUUUUUUUUAU